Molecule: messenger RNA, 1506 nt
Organism: Choloepus didactylus (southern two-toed sloth)
Lineage: Eukaryota; Metazoa; Chordata; Mammalia; Pilosa; Megalonychidae
Gene: ARPC1B
Product: actin related protein 2/3 complex subunit 1B
Exons: 10
Coding region: 122-1240 (372 amino acids)
Biological process (GO): Arp2/3 complex-mediated actin nucleation
Cellular component (GO): actin cytoskeleton; Arp2/3 protein complex
Molecular function (GO): actin filament binding
Source: RefSeq, a predicted model, not a curated record
AGGCCCCGCCCCCCGCCCACGAGGAAGUGGCCGCGGCGCCCGCGGGGCGAGAGCCGGCUCGGCGCGUCGACUGCCCAGAGUCCGCGGCCGCGGCGCCCCGAGGGUGCAGGAGUGAGCGAGCAUGGCCUACCACAGCUUCCUGGUGGAGCCCAUCAGCUGCCACGCCUGGAACAAGGACCGCACACAGAUCGCCAUCUGCCCCAACAACCAUGAGGUGCACAUCUACGAGAAGAGCGGGGCCAAGUGGGCCAAGGUGCAUGAGCUCAAGGAGCACAACGGGCAGGUGACAGGCAUCGACUGGGCCCCUGAGAGCAACCGCAUCGUGACCUGUGGCACAGACCGCAAUGCCUACGUGUGGACCCUGAAGGGCCAUGUGUGGAAGCCCACGCUCGUCAUCCUGCGGAUCAACCGGGCCGCCCGCUGCGUGCGCUGGGCCCCCCAAGAGAACAAGUUCGCCGUGGGCAGCGGCUCCCGUGUCAUCUCCAUCUGCUAUUUCGAGCAGGAGAAUGACUGGUGGGUGUGCAAGCACAUCAAGAAGCCCAUUCGCUCCACCGUCCUCAGCCUGGACUGGCACCCCAACAACGUGCUCCUGGCCGCUGGCUCCUGUGACUUCAAGUGUCGGAUCUUCUCAGCCUACAUCAAGGAAGUGGAGGAACGGCCGGCACCCACACCAUGGGGCUCCAAGAUGCCCUUUGGGGAGCUGCUGUUCGAGUCCAGCAGUAGCUGCGGCUGGGUGCACGGGGUCUGCUUCUCUGCCAGUGGGAGCCGUGUGGCCUGGGUCAGCCACGACAGCACCCUGUGCCUGGCCGACGCGGAGAAGAAGAUGGCCGUCGCCACCCUGGCCUCUGAAACACUUCCGCUGCUGGCCCUCACCUUCAUCACGGAGAACAGUCUGGUGGCAGCGGGCCACGACUGCUUCCCGGUGCUGUUCACCUACGACGGCGCGGCGGGGGCGCUGAGCUGCGGCGGGCGGCUGGACGUGCCCAAGCAGAGCUCGCAGCGCGGCCUCACGGCCCGCGAGCGCUUCCAGAACCUCGACAAGAAGGCGAGCUCCGAGGGCGGCCCCGCGGCGGGCGCGGGCCUGGACUCGCUGCACAAGAACAGCGUCAGCCAGAUUUCAGUGCUCAGUGGGGGAAAGGCCAAGUGCUUGCAGUUCUGCACCACGGGCAUGGACGGCGGCAUGGGCAUCUGGGAUGUGAAGAACUUGGAGUCAGCUUUGAAGGACCUCAAGAUCAAGUGACCUGUGAGGAAUGUGUCGCCCUCAUCCUGGCUGCUGAGGGCAUGGCGCAAUGAGGGGGUCAGGAAGCUAAGAGUCGCUUUGCUGCAUGUUUCUGGGGUGCCACAGUGGUCCCCCACAGUGGCUGCUUCCUCAGGAGUAGGGGUGAGGGUGGGGGUGGGGAGCUUAUCUUACCUAUUGAAGGAACAGUGCCUUUUUCUCAGAGAAAUAUUUUCAUUUAUUGUAAAAAAAAAAAAAAAAAAAAAUAUUGCCCAAAGCACUCUGCUGGU